This is a messenger RNA of Synchiropus splendidus (mandarinfish), 2441 nucleotides long. It is a transcript of the gene vgll2b, whose product is annotated as vestigial-like family member 2b. The record is from RefSeq and is a predicted model, not a curated record. The coding region runs from base 63 to 968 and encodes 301 amino acids. NCBI's taxonomy places the organism in Eukaryota, Metazoa, Chordata, Actinopteri, Syngnathiformes, Callionymidae. Gene Ontology annotation, biological process: regulation of transcription by RNA polymerase II. The transcript has 4 exons. Gene Ontology annotation, cellular component: nucleus.
GCAAGAACACGGAUUGCACAUUUGUUUAGCCGCAGAAGCCUGAAGCCCCGCGCUCAUUUACCAUGAGCUGUCUGGAUGUUAUGUACCCAGCUUAUGGACAUUACGCACCGUACGCGCCGAGUGCUCCCGCCUUCAUCAACACACUUCAGGCUCCCGCGGCUCUGACCUCCACUUCUCCUCACUGCCGGGAUUUUAUGGACACUCCCAGGGGUCCUGAGGGGAUGUCUGGGGUCCAGGGCACCGGUGGAUCUUCCUCCUCUUCAGCUUCAUCCUCUUCCUCCUCGUACACGCCCGCAGCCUCGCGAACAGAAGAGGGCCCCAAGGACAAGCAAGAGUCCCCCGAGGCUGAGUACCUGACCUCUCGCUGCGUCCUCUUCACCUAUUACCAGGGAGACAUCAGCAGCGUGGUGGACGAACACUUCUCCAGAGCGCUCAGCGCCUACAUGGACGGGGAGGGCAAGCGUCGCACGGCGGACCCGCGGAACACAGAGACCCCCUCCCCGAGCAGUCGACGGAGCUUCCCCCCGUCCUUCUGGGACAGCAACUACUCCUCGCCGCAGAGCCGGUCGCACUGCGAGACCACAGCACCUUCAUAUUCCAUGGACCCGUACGCACCGGGGCUUCACCCUGGCCUUCCUCACCCGCACGCCCACCCGCAUCACCACGCUCACCCUCACGCCCCUGAGAGCUGGGGAUACCCACAGGCUCAGCCUUACGGACCCCCGAGGCCCAUCCAUGAACUGUACUCUCCCUCCGCCCUGGAGCCCCACUACGGACCCUUGCUCAUGCCCGCGGUGCGGCCCGCUCACCUACCCACCUUGCAGAGCCACUAUGAAGUCAGCAAGCUGGAGCCCACCGCAUCUUGGCCCGGUCUGCUUCCUGCAGGCGACGUCAGCCAGACGUUGGCCCUGAACAUGGACGCUGGCCUCCAGCAGCACAAGAAAGGAAAGGAGCUCUACUGGUUCUAAAAAGCCCUUCAGUCACAUUGACCAGCUAUUACCAGAUCCAAUUAGUCCCUGGACCCGCUCCUCUAUUGAAGAAAGCGUGUCCCGUUAUCCUCCUCCACGCUGCUCCCCCCUCCACCACUCUCCUCUCCAGGCCUCCUCUGCCAGCCUUGUUCCAGGUUGAUAUGUGUGCACCAUGGAGAUAAAGCCCAGGGAGGAUGUGAGCUGCCGCCGAUAAUCGGUGCUCCAGCGUCGGCUUCCAUCGCCUCUCCUGGUGCUGCUGAGGACUUGGCGUGCAGCGAUGACCUGUUUGGACCGGGAUUGACAGGCUCAGACAAUGAGGACGGUUCGAGAGCGGGACGGACAGACGGAUACUGGACAGGGAUUCUCGCCUCGUGUUUGUCUUCUCUUUUAUUUGUUUGAUAUAUGUUGACCUGAUCUGAUUCUUUCUUGAGCUCUUCCUUGAACCGGAGCUGCAGUUCGAGGACUGUAUUCUCAGACUGAAAUAGAAAGCUUUUAUUUAUGGGUGUUCACGUGAAUCAUGAAACAUGUUUUUGGUUCUGCCAGUUUGCCUGAAUUGAUUGUCAUGAUGCGUUAUAUUAUUUAUUAAAUGAAUUGAGAGUCAUUUUCACCCUCUCAUACGAUUAACAUGCAACUUUUAAAACAACUUGAAACAAAUCUAUGGGAUAUUUUGAGCUCACAUUCACAUUUACCCGUGACCCGUGGAAUAUUGUUUUCUCUCAUUUUAUAUUCGCAUAAAUAAAAAUGAUAAAAGCCCAAACACAGAAGCGUGAAAGCGAGUUCCACUUUAUAAGAAUAUGCUUGUCAUAUGAACAAAAAUAAUCUGAAUAAAAUCUUCAAAUAAACACAUGUUGAAUCAUUAUCAUAACAUAAAUGCAUCAUUAUGAUUUAAAAAAUAAUCAGUCAUUAUUAUUUGUUUUUGUCCAUUAGGUAAACAGCGGUUUUGUGGAAGUCCAUUUUUAAUUCAUUUCAACGAUUUUUUUUUUUUGGUUGAAACUUAAGAUGACCCACCUGCCUCACUGUCGCCCCCUGUAGGCGAGCCAAGUGUCUUACACUUCAAACUUACAGUUGACAGACAGAACCAUUUUAGGGUCAAUUUUCACACUUCAAAUGGAUAUAACAGUCAUAGAAUUGUUAAUCAUAUACUACCAAAUUUACAAAAAGCUGAAAAAAAAUUCAAAAUAAUUUAUGAAACACAAAUUGAAUUUUCUUUUAUGAUUAAGUGAAUUUGAAAGUACAGUGAACUUACAGUGAGGCAAUAAUGACAUAUCAUGAUAUCAUAACUGAAAUAAUGGACAUAUUUUUUUUAACUAUUGGUUUUUUAAAACAAUCCCCACGGAGAUUUAGCUGCAACAAUAUAUCAGUUAUUUUUCCAGUUUACCCUGGUUGCUCUUAAAGUUUCCACUUUAAAUAUGAUUUUUUAAAGAUAUGAACUAAGGCGGUCUGAAACAUUUUGUGUGUCAAUGUUUAUUUUUU